This is a messenger RNA of Toxoplasma gondii ME49, 6598 nucleotides long. RefSeq lists its product as hypothetical. Gene Ontology annotation, molecular function: metal ion binding. The record is from RefSeq and is a predicted model, not a curated record. NCBI's taxonomy places the organism in Eukaryota, Apicomplexa, Conoidasida, Eucoccidiorida, Sarcocystidae. The transcript has 3 exons. The coding region runs from base 857 to 5050 and encodes 1397 amino acids.
AUUCAAACGCGUCUUGAUGCGUCUCUGGCUUUUUCGUCGCACGACCAGAGGCAAUCUCGCGUCCGCCACUCCUGUCGAUGCACCUGCAUCUGUGCCUCCUCCUCCCUCCUCACCAGUCCACUGUGUUGCGCGAAAACGAGGCUUUUCUUCCUCGAAGAAGAAGCCAACACACAUCUUCAUUUCACUUUUUACUUGGAGCGAGAGAAACGCAUCCCGCGUUUUCAUGGCCCUUUCGCUCUUGUGGAAUCUCCACCCCAGGGGUGUGGGCAGCACUGCCAAGUCGAUGUCUUGUCAAGACCGAGGUGGACUCGUCUUGAAACCACACAUGGCCUUCUCGGAGUUCUCGCCUUUUCGCCUUUUGGCUUCGACGGGCAGCUCUUCCUCUCACGAAAAAACAGUCUUCUGCAGUCUCUUUCAAACGCGGGGCUUCUGCUUUCCUUCGCCUCUCUCGUGGACAGAGAACUCGCUGCAGGCGCGGCCUCGUCGCGAACGUCUCGCCGUACCACAGGGACAGAGAGAAACACUGAUGGAUAGAGACUUGCCUCGGUCUGUACACCGUGGAAAGGGCAACCAUUUGAACGAAAAUCCACAUGCAGCUUUGCGUCGUUGUUCGGCGACUGCGGAAAUCCGUUCUGGAACUCUAAAGGGUGGAUAGCUUUUCUGCUGCACGGAAAAAGAGGAACGGGAGACACCACGUUUAGCGUGUGUCUGACGCAAAUUCAGAGAGAGGCCUUAAGAAGAUGAGAAAGGAGGGAUUUGGCGCGCCACAAGAGCUUCUUCUCUCCAGGUUCUUCUUCCUUUCUGUCAAAGGAAUUCUCCCCAUCUUCCCUUUCUCACUCGCCCCCCAUCGUGCCUAAUGUAUUGCCAACGCGGCAACCUCUCUGUGUUACUCAGAGAAGGAACCCAACAGGACGACCUGCUUCCCUCUUCUUCCUCCUUUUUUUCUUCGUCCUCUUCUUCCUCGUCCUCUUCUUCCUCGUCCUCUUCUUCCUCGUCCUCUUCUUCCUUGUCCUCUUCUUCCUUGUCCUCUUCUUCCUUGUCCUCUUCUUCCUCGUUCUCUUCUUCCUCGUUCUCUUCCUUCUCUUCUUCUGUCUCCUCUGGGUUUCCUUCACCCCUCUCUGUGCUGCUCUCUGGCGCCGGCAUGAGGCAGCGGGAGACUCUCUUGAGAGAAGAACAAAGGAGCGAAUCGGAGAAAAUCGAGGAGGGGAUCGCGUAUGAGCGCUUGAGAGUUCUGUGUGAAAAGCUGGCAUUGCUCUCGACUUCCUUUCCACGGACAUCAGGACGCACUGCGUCUCUCCAACAGCCUCGCGAAGAGGACCUUUCACAGCCGCAGGCGUCGACCUUCCUCGCCUUCGAGGAAUCAGCUGGAGGUCGCCGCCAAGGCAAAGCUUUUCUCGAAAAGGAACGACCGGGGAGACCGCGAGAAAGCAACUCUGUUUCCCAGGGAGAUGGAGCCGUGGAAGAUGCAGCGAAAGAAGGGAGAAGAAUCGAAAUCGUCAACUGUGCAUUUUCACUGCAUGCACUGGAGGCCUGGGUUCCCCAGCCGUCCCCCUGCUGUGCCGCCGCCGCGGCUGUAGGCGCCUGGAACGCGGUGCAGCAACUUGUCUUUUCUAGAGAACGAAGCGUACACGGAGAGAGGAGGCAGACAAAUAGAAAGAUCGAGGAAGCAGGGCCAGGAGGGUGGGCGGAAAGCGAGAGGCAGGCGCGGAAAGAAGAGAAGAAUGGAGGCAGAAAAGAAGAGGUUCAUCAGACUGGAAAGGAAGGCGCGACGGGCGAGAGAAGCGGCGACGAGGAUGCGGAGAAGACAGAAGCAGUCGAAGUGGAGAGCGGAGAGAGAGAUGGAAAUCGAGAGGACAAAUCGGGAGAAGGAAAUGGCCGACAAGUGACUCAGCAAGAAAAGGAAAACUUCUCUCGCGAGAACACCGGGAACGACCAAGCAGGCACGACAGAAGAGAAAAGAGACAAUGAAGAGGCAGCUGAGUCUUCCAUAGAGGCACUUCCUUCUGUUUCUUCUCGUUCUGCAGAAAGCGUGGAGACAGGACUGAAAUCUCUUCUCAGCGACGCGAGUGGCGCCAGACGAGCGAUGCGUUUUCGCCUCCUGUCUUUGAUUUCGUCUGCUUCGGAGAUGAAGGACAGAAGAAAGAGAGAGCAAGCUCGCGAGGAAUUAAUUCAACUCGAGGAAGAGGUCCUGGGGAAGCUGUUCGCCGCUGAAAUGGAAGCGAAGAAUGAAGAAGGUCGAACGCGACAAGACCAACAGCAGAAAACACAGAGCGAAGAGAAGGAAGUCGAGAGAAGAACAGAGGAAGAUAGGGUAAAUCCCAAGCGGCAGAAGGAAGGCGAAGAGGAGGAAGGGAAGACGAGAGAGAAAAAGAGAGAAAGUGGAUGCCGCCGAGGAAGCACGAGCGAAGACACACAAGUGAAACCCACAGGGGAAGAAAAGAGCAACACUGGAGAGACGGAUGGGCACGAAGAAGGAAAGAAACACUGGCAAGAGAAAGAAGAGAGCGAAGAAGACAACGAUGAGGGCAGUGACGAAGAAAGAAAGAAUCCGAAGGGAAGCGAAACUGGAAGACAGCAGACUCUAGAGUGUCUUACAGUCGACGCCACGGAUCGAGACACCAAAAGAAAACGAAACAAGGCUCUUCUCGUACGUCUUCUUCGUGGUAGUUUAGCGAGCUACUUUCCUUCCUCGAUAGAUGACAAGGACUCUGACAACCUGUCUCAGCAGCUCUGGUGUCGCGAUGAAAAGGUGCAGACGGACACCCGAACCGGAGCAGACGCAAUCUUUGAGCGAGAAACGCCCACCAACGAAAGCGUCGAGAUAAAGAGAGAGUGGAAGACUUCCGCAGAGAUAUUGGCUUGUUCCACCGCGUGCAGCAGGCUGCUCGGGGCGGUACGUACUCGACUGGACCUUCCAGAGGAAAAGAAAUCAGAAGAAAGAGGAGACACAGCGGGGAGAGAAGAAGAGACAGGCGAGAGAGAAGAAGACGACAGAGAGGACAGACGCGAUGGAACCAACACAGAAAGCGUAGGCAGAACAAAGCGAAAAGAAGAAGCAGAGAGAAGAAGUAGAGGAGACAAAGGAGAGAGGAGAAACGAAGAAGAAGGAGAGCAAGAAGGAGAAGACACGAGAGAGAGAGAACGGCAGAAUGGAGAGCACAGAGAAGGGGAGGAGGAAGGGAGAGACUCUUGCGUCAGAGAGAAGAGAGUCGCCGAGAAGAAGGAAAUGGAAUCGACACGCAAUGUAGAAUCUGAGGGGAGCGACAAAAAACAUGAAGAAGAGAAGCGCUCGAUUUUCCAUCGACAGGAGCUCCCAAAACGAUCGUCGCAGUCGCAGUCGGCAGUGUCUUCACCCCACAAAAGUGUCUCUUCUGGUCUGCCCUGGAACGAAUCGUGGAGCGUUCGGCGUCGACUGGCCUUUUCCCUGUGGCAUUUGUCUGCCUCUGAGACCUCUCAACGUGAAACGAAGAACGCAGAAGAACUUGUCGCUUUCUCGGCUCCUCGGCAGGCCAUGUUGACUCGAGAAGCAGAACGCGAGCGAGAGCUUCAAGCGCCACCAAACACUCGAGGAGGACUGGAGGGCACUCCACCCUUUUCUUCUGCUUCUUCUCGUCCGCUCGCCUCCUCAGCGCCCUCGGUUAGCUGGACGCCCCCCGACGCUGGUUCGUCUCUUUCCAGGGUCGUUCCUUGCUCUCCCUCAUCUUCUGGAUCUCCUCCUCUGUCCAUUCUUUGCAUGCAACUUCCGAACAGUUCGAGGAUACACCUUCCUCUCAGUCGGCUCUCACCCCAAGGAGGCGCGUCUGAAGAGCCGGCGGGGACGCAGAAGGCCGCAGGCGUAUCCACGAGCGAAGCUGCUUCCUGGGUCUUGGAGAGAGCAGCGACGAAGGAAGUCAGCAGAAGAAAAGAGAGUGCUCGUCGGAAGAGCGUAUGCCCCAGUGAAGCGGAAACGCCACAAGAUCAAGAAGGAGUGAAGGAAGAUGCACCAGGUAGAGAAGAAGGACAAGGCGAAGAAGUAGGCGAAGGCGCAGCAGAACGGCAAGAAGAAAAGAAAGGAGCAGGAGAAGAUGCGCGAACAUGUCCCGAAGAGAGGAGGCUCGGGAGGGUAUCGCAGGAAGAACAGGGACAGGCAAAUGAGGCCUGUGGCGUGGAGAGCGACGGCGAACGAGAGGCAGAGAGAGAGGAAGAAAGAAAAGCGAGAGAAGAACGAGAUCCGCGGACAGAACAGGGUCCAACUCACGUGAGUGGGGGGCGAGUGGCAUGUCGAAGAAGGGCGUCUUCUCGGAAGAGACGCAAGAACAAGAGCAGGCAUGGCCUUGCGUUCCACCGAAAAGUCAUGUCAGGCCUCGAAAUGCUGUUGCAGAGAGGUCAAGCAGAGAAGCGACUGACGUUCGCCAGACCGAGCACGAGACAUGUGGGGAACAAACAGCUGCUCGAGGCAUUUGUCGCCAUCGAGAAAAAGCGUCACUGGUGUCGGGGGGUUGCGAGAGCUGCCGAACGAAGGGAGAGAAGCAGUGACGAGGAAGAACCCGAGGAGCAGGCUGCGAGACAAGAGAGAGAGGGCCAGAGAAGAGAACGGCGCGGAGACAGGGAAGUGGAAGAGGCGGCGGAAAGAGAAGGGGAAGAGGUGCCACACGGAGAGAAGGCAGAAGGCGAGACGGCGGCGUUUGAGGGGAGGGAACGAGAGAAGGAAGGAAAAGAAGGAGACGGCGAGACUGAGAGCAACGAGGAGACAGAGAGCGUGGAGAAGGUACUAGACAGAGACAGACUGAUCUCGCGUGAAGACGGAGCCUUGAGCUUGGGAGGCGGGCAUGACGAGGGCGUCGAAGCGAAGCGAGAAGAAAAGGAAAGAGACGAACAUGAGUGGCUGGCGUCCACUUGGGUAUGUCCUCUGUGUGACCAUGGGGUACGAGCCUUUGCGUUGAUGGGAGGGCCAGGGACUCGCAGCAAGUGGAUCGUGGAGAGACCGAAAAGAAAUCACGAAAGGCAGAACAGAGAGACGCGAGAACAGAGCAUCCUUCUCGUGACUCUGAUCGAAGCGUUUGUUCCCUAGAGAAGCAUGCAAGCUCUCGCCUAGAGGCAGGAGCAGACGGCCGACGUCGCGACCGGGUCUUUGCAGUCACUCUCGAGCAGCCUGAGAUACGUGGUAUGCGUCAGUUUUCUUUGGAGUCCAGACGCCGGUUGUCGCCUGAGGGGGGUGAGGACGGUUUCCUCCGCGUUGCGAAGGAAACGAGAAACGAGGUGGACAGACGGCGCAGGUUAAGGAAGCGCGACGUGCUGACUGCUCGCAGAGGGCAAGCUCCCUCUGCCUGGAUUUCUUUCGAAGAACUUCGCGGUCUGAUGCUGCGCUGGAAGGGCUACCGGGUGUUGCAAAUGCAGAGAUGCUCUUUUUCACAAGACGCAACAACUCGAGAAGGGAACCUUGCACAAAGAGCUUGUAGGAAAUCAAAAGCAACGGCAACGAAUUUCACUAUCUAAAAACGCUUACAGAGAUGUGGUGGAUCUACACUGUUGUGAGGAAGAAAGAUACUGAGAGACUGUCGGAAGGCAUUCCGAGGACAAGUCCUUCCCUUGUGAGACAUACUGAAGGUGUGUCUGCUGUGCCGACAAUGUCAAUGCGCACAUACACAUACACACACACACACAUAUAGAUAUAUAUAUAUAUAUAUAUAUAUAUAUAUAUGUGAUUAGAGAGGGAUAUGUAGAUGUCUGCGUCUAUAAAGGUCGGGUGUGUGCGUGGUUCGAUUUCAGUCUGUUAUUCUUUUUGUCUGACCGGUCAUUGAAAUGCCCAGGUUCUGUGUUGACAAGGGACACAGAGUGUAACACGAAGGAGAGUUAAGACUCCAAUCGUUGCGCAGCUGCAUGCAGGGAAGUGGCCAUCGUGUUUUGUGGCGUUUUUUCUCUUUUCGGCGGAAUGAUGUCACCGCCGUGAUUUGUUUGGAGGAGAAGAAUGUACUUUGGGGAGCGAUCCUGAAGUGGAUAGCUAGAGUGGAGCGUGUUUUUCGUGACUGCAAAGAUUUACAAAUGUGCAGGCAAUUUAUCGCAAACCCACGUUCAAGAGAGAGGCUGGAAGUGUUGUAGAUCAUGGGGAGCUUCGGGGAACCGAGAAGGCUGAAUAGGUGAGCACCCCUCGUUUUCAUUUUCACGUGGAAACUUGUUUCGCGGUUGAUUUGCGAUGACUUUGAGAGUCAAAACGCGCACGCGUUCUCUGUUCGUGUGAGAGAUGCUCCGAGGAAGGCGAAAGGUGGAGAAAGUGUCGAAAAACAGAUGAAAUGACACGCGAGGAAAGGGUUUGUUAGUACCAGUAAAACAUCCUAGAUUCUGUGUUCUACAAGGCCUUUUUAGGACACGCUCUUUUGUUUCAUCUUUCGACACAAAGUUGCGAUUUUAUUCGUAAGGCACUUCUUUGACGAUGUCUGAAUAUAGUCAUGGAGACAGAGAAACACUUUUUUCUCUGCAGUGCGAUUUAGAUGUUCCCAAUAUCAAUAUGCGACGGCUUCACAGGCUUCUCGAGUUUCACGAUGGCUUCUCCUGGACAGACACACGAGGAAACCGACUCGAGGGAGAGAAUACAGUCAUAUGGUUGCAUAGACUUGCAGAU